Oryzias latipes (Japanese medaka) is the source of this 2704-nucleotide messenger RNA. Its product is annotated as GTPase IMAP family member 7. Lineage: Eukaryota; Metazoa; Chordata; Actinopteri; Beloniformes; Adrianichthyidae. The record is from RefSeq and is a predicted model, not a curated record. Gene Ontology annotation, molecular function: GTP binding.
UAUGUUUGCAAUGUUUUGAGCUGAACACACUUUGUGUUAUCUGAAAGUUUACUUUUGUUGUGAACAAAAUACUUACUAUAAAAUAUUUAAUCAUACAAGUACAUAUCUAUUCAACCUAUUUUAUUGACAUAAAACUGAUAAGAAAAAUCUCAAUUUUUACAUAAAGAAACUUCUUUUACAGUAACUUAACAAGUAACUUUUACCAAUAACUUGUUGCUUUUAUAUUCGAGUAAUUCAGUUACAUACCCUUUAACUUUUGGAAUAAAGUAAUUAGUAACUUUAACUAAGAGUAACUAUAACUAAUUACUUCUUAUGGUAAUGUUCUCGUAAACCCGUUAGAUCAGAUUCUUGUGGUCAUGAUGUAAACUAACCCGUCUGUCCAGCAGGGGGCGCUGUAUUAGUUUGACAGGUUCAAGGCCAACUCGGAAGUUUAGUUCAUCUCUGAUUCAGCGCGAGCGGUAGCACAAAUGUCCGCCUCCGAACUGAGGCUGGUGCUGCUGGGCCCAGCAGAUGCCGGAAGGAAGGCGGCGGUCUGCUCCCUGCUGGGCCUGCAAGACAAUCCGCAGGGCAGCACCGACGUUCAGGAGUGCAGUAAAUUCAGCGGAGAGGUUUGCGGGACGCAGGUGACUGUAGUCUCCAGCCCAGCCUGGUUCAACUCAGCCUGGAGCUCUGCGGACAGGAGAAAGGUCAUCUCCUCCUUCAUUGCUCUGUCCAGCCCGGCGCCGCACGCCUUCCUGCUUUGUGUCCCUGUGAACCAGCCGGCGGAUGGAGAGGCCAAGGCCCUAGACGCCCUGGAGACGCUGUUCGGCCCCUCCGCCGUCGCAGAGAACACCAUCGUGCUCUUCACCCACAUGGAGGAGCUGUGGGAGGACGAGCAGCUGGAGGACUACAUUGUCACGUGGCGCAAAGACCUCCGGGAGCUCGUGGAAAGGUGCGGCGGCUCCUACCACACCCUGGAAACCCGGAAUGGGGGAGAAGAGGACAGGAAAGCUGUGGAGGGGCUGCUGGCAAAGGUGGAACAGGCGGCGCUGAAGACGGGGGCCGUCAGCUGCCCCCUCUAUGAGGAGGUGGAGGAGCGAUUGAGGGAGAGGCAGCAGGAGAUCCUGAGGCAGAGGACGGCAGAGAUGACCGAUGAAGAACUGGAAGCGGCGCGACUGGAGGCAGAACGGAGCAUCGGGGGCUUGGAUGUGAAUCUGGACCACAUCUUCUCCUCCACCACCGCCCCCCCUGACCCCCCUGCUCCCUCUCUUCUCUGGGGCUGGUGGGAGAAGCUGGUGGGCUGGAUCCGGUGGCUGCCCAGCCUGGUGAGGAGGGAGGCUCUGUUCGGCUCUCUGAUCGGCCUGUUUGUGGGAGGAACGCUGGGAGGAGCGGUGGGGGCCACAGCGGGCUCUGUGGUCACUGAGGUGGGGAGGAGAAAGGAAAAGAAAAACGAAUAAGACACAAUUUUUACUUUCUUCUCCAGAAGCCGCACCUUUGAUGCAAUAUUAGUGCCUUAAGCUCACAUAACAGCUUUUAGAUAAAACUGCCUGUUAUGUUUCGAGCUUUAAGUGUUUCGGUGUGAUCCACAGAAAGUAGGUCACCGUUUCUUAUGCAAGAACGAUUGAAAAAUGCAGUGGGGGUAUCAUGAUCAGGGCUUGAAAUUGAUUUAAAGCAUGACUUUAUGAUGACUUUUGCUUUAUAAAAUCAAGUCAGAUUUGAAAAUAUUUAAUUUACAUGAAUGAUAAAUUAAUGCAAAAGACAGAAAUUUAGACUUUAAAAUCUUCAAAACUUUAUUGGUAUUGGCUUUCUAACUGAUCCUGGUUUGGUUCUUUUGGUGUGGAACUGUUUCUUUCUUUCACUAACACUUGGUGUUUUUUUGUUUGGUGAAAUAUUUAGGCUUUUAUGACGGAAUCUGUUUCUACCAGAGGUCAUUAUACAGCUGGAAAAACUAACUUUUGUUUUGAUCUGUAGUUUUUUUUAAUUUCCAAAUAUGAGCUUUUAUUUUGAAAAAAAAAGUCAUUGUUUUUCAUCUCUGUUCCAGCCACUCUAAUGUUUCCUCACAUCACAUACAUGUGAAGGUCCAGCUUUAAACACUGUGCACUAAAAUGAUUUGUUAGUUUUUUUCUGGAGGACUUUCAUCCGUUGACUGUAUAGGAGAACUGGACUGAGUGGCUCCUCCACCCUGGUGUUCCAAAUAGGAAGUACCUGCUGGUUCCAAGCAGCCAAAAUCCCAUAGGCUACUAUAGAAAAAGCUAUUACUUGGCCAUUCUAUUUGUAAGAAUUUGCGCUCUUCCUCUGAUACCUUAUUUAAAAAUGUUUUUGUCAAUCCUAUUUUUUAAUGAUAUUUUUAGUGCAAGUUAUUCAGGUUCAAUAAAAUGCCUCCACGUUCGACGUUCAAACGUGGGAGGGGUGUGGCCUUCCAACAAGCUCACUGUUUACUGACAACAUCUGGCUCCAAUAUGGUGACAUCCCCAAAAAUGGCAACUUAUUUGACUUCAUUUGGUUGAAGCUGAAACCAAGUCAUUUUUUUUGGGUGAUGUCACACUCCUAUAGUCCAGUUUUCCUAUACAGUCUAAAACACUGUGGGUUUGGGUGCAAUACUGGGGAAUGUCCACUAGGUGGAGACACUGGUCUUUAUUUGACAUCUUUUGAGUGGGCUGUAUUUGAAGUGCUGCUUACAGAGCAAAUAAAAGCUGCUGUGUGAUAUUUGGAGAUCAUCACUUUA